Molecule: messenger RNA, 1721 nt
Organism: Hypomesus transpacificus
Lineage: Eukaryota; Metazoa; Chordata; Actinopteri; Osmeriformes; Osmeridae
Gene: fgfbp3
Product: fibroblast growth factor binding protein 3
Exons: 2
Coding region: 295-1014 (239 amino acids)
Biological process (GO): cell-cell signaling
Molecular function (GO): growth factor binding
Source: RefSeq, a predicted model, not a curated record
GUUUCGAGGACGUCUGGGUAGUCUCAUUUAUGCCCUGGGCGCCCCCCUACCCUCCUUCCCCUCUACUCUACCCCCUUCCAGUCCUCCUUUAUCCCUCUCUUUACCCCUCUUUUAUGCAAGCGUCCCUGGCCCCUUCACUCUCAAACCGCUGCAGACUCUUGGACCUUCGCAUGACAAGUCCUUUGAUAACAGCUUGUCCAGAUUUGACUCCUCUCCGGUCACUUUGCAAGUGUUCGGCUGCACUCAGAUAAAGUGCCCAUUCAAGCGGCAGUAAUCUCCUGCUCUGACCCAAACAUGAGCCCCCCGUGGACCCUGACCCUCUUCCUGCUCUGCCUCCCUGCCCUACCCGGCUCCCAGGCCAAACGCCAGAGCUCAGAGCCCAGUCCAACAUCAGCAGCCGUGGCCAAACCACCCAGGAACAAGUCUGUCCCCGGGUCCGGAGAGCUCUCCACCAAGGACGGCCACCGUUGCACCUGGGAGACCUCCGGAGAGGGCGUGGUUUCCCUCCUCAUCCGCUGUAGCUUCAGCCCUCCGGGAGAGGGACAGGAGGAGGAGUCAUACUGGUGCCGCUACGCAGGCCAGCCAGACCUCUGUCCCGCCUACGGUGCCAAGUCCAGCCAGUACUGGAAGCAGCUGGUGGGCAAACUGAAAAAGAGGAGGAGAGCAUGCGACGGAGAGAAGGUCCUGAAGACUCGCACCUGCAAGAAGGCUCCUGCAGAGGCACACAUGAAGCUGGCCCAGCGCAGCGGAGAGGAGGAGACCAGGAAGGGUGGAGGAGGGAAAAAGAAGAGUUUGGAGACCCAGGCUCCUGAGGUGAUGAUGGAGAAGAAAAAGGAAGAGAAGAAAGAAGAGAAGGAAGAGAAGGGGGAGGAUAAGAAGGAAGACAUGGACCUGGCAGGAUUCCCGCUGGAGAGAGAAGAGGGAGAGGUGAACGACAUGGAUCCUGUGGAGGACUACUGUGCUGAGGGCUGGCAUUCCGUCUGCUCCUUCUUUGUCAGGUUCUUCGAGGGCUGAAAGGACAUUCCGACAAACUCUUUCCUGUGUCCCAAUUCUCCAUCUUUCUCCCUGAAGAGGGCACUCAUGCAGUCCCCCACUAUCACGGAUGGAAAAGCAAAAGAUUAGUGUCGAUGGAGAACAUGUUCACACCUACUAAAGGGAGUGCAAUGAGGCAAACUACAUGAAAGCUAGGGUUGAGAAUUAGCUCUUUUAGUAUAACCAUAACACUAAUGUACUGUCCCCAGGCACCGUUUAAGUUUCAAACUAAAUUCAAUCAUUAUCAGUCAAGUUACUUACAUUGAUAGAACAGUAAUCUGUAGUCUAGAGGCAUUAUCUGAUUUGGAGAGGUUGUGUUGUGGAGGAUGGUGAUGCUGAAAGUUAGAGUUUGGGGAUAGUUUAGUGGUUUAUUAAUGAUUCCGUUGUGAAACUAAUAUUGUUAUCUCAUUCUCUACAGAGGAUAUUUGCUGUUUGAUAAACUUACAGCAAACGUUGAUAAAGUUAGUGAGGCCUACCUGUGAAUAUGUUUAAAACUACUGACAAAAUGAUCUGAAGUCAAAAGCAAAUGAUAAGACUACGGUUAUUAGCUAAGAACCUACAUUAUUACCAUAUUCCUACAUCAAUAUAAUAAUACAUAAACCCACCUGGUUAAAUAUGUGACUCGACUGUAUUAUCUUCUUUGGGUUAAUGUAUUUAAACUGAAAAUAAAACGUUUCCAGUAAUCAUAU